AUGGGGCCGCUCUGCUGGCUGCCCCUGUUCACGCACCUGGUGCUGCUGCUGCCGCCGGGCACCUGGCCCAGAGGCCCCAUUAGGGUCUUCGUGGUGCCCCACAGCCACAUGGACGUGGGCUGGCUCUACACCAUCAAGGAGAACAUGCAUCUCUACGUCAAGGACGUGUACGCCACGGUGGUGCAGGAGCUGACGCUCAGCCGGCACCGGCGGUUCAUCUCCGUGGAGCAGGAGUACUUCCGGCUGUGGUGGGACUACUACGCCUCAGGGAAGCAGAAGAAUCAGGUUCAUAGGCUUGUGGCCAGCGGACGCCUGGAGUUUGUCAUCGGAGGCCAGGUCAUGCACGAUGAGGCUGUGACCCACUUUGAUGACCAGAUCCUACAGCUCACAGAAGGGCACGGCUUCCUCUAUGAGACGUUCGGGGUCCGGCCGAGGUUCUCCUGGCAGGUUGACCCCUUUGGCGCUUCGGCCACCACGCCCACCCUGUUUGCCCUGGCGGGGUUCAACGCCCACGUCAUCUCUCGGAUCGACUAUGACCUGAAGGAGGCCAUGCAGAAGGCUCAGGAGCUGCAGUUCGUGUGGCGAGGGUCCCCGUCCCUAGCCAAGCGGCAGGAAAUCUUCACGCAUGUCAUGGACAAGUUCAGCUACUGCACGCAUGGGCCUGUUACUUGGGAAGAUUCGCUUUUCUCCGCAGAAUUAAUCCAGAAUGGGUUCGAUCCUGAAGACCGUGAGUUUUACUUCGACCUCAAAAAUCACAUGCAGGUCCUGGUGAAGGACAUGAAGCUGCGGGCCACCUGGUUCCGGACCCCACAUGUCCUCUGGCCUUGGGGCUGUGACAGGACAUUUUCCAAUGCGACGCUGCAGUUUACCAACAUGGACCGUCUGCUGGACUUCAUCAACAUGUGGACCUUCAAGCACGGCGUCACCGUGGAGUACGCCACCCUGAGCACGUACUUCAACGCCGUGCACGCUCACCGUGACGUCUGGCAGGUCCGCGACCACAGGGACUUCCUGCCCUACUCCUCAGCACCUUCGGAAGCCUGGACCGGCUUCUACACGUCCCGCAGCAGGCUGAAGGGGCUGGCGAGGCGGGCCAGCGCUCUGCUCCACGCCGGCGAGUCCAUGUUCACGCGCUACAUGUGGCCGGCCCCCCGCGGCCGCCCGGACCCUGGCUGGGCGCUGAGGCAGCUUCAGAAGCUCCGCUGGGCAGUCUCCGAGGUCCAGCACCAUGAUGCCAUCUCCGGGACGGAGGCCGUCCACGUGAGUGACAUGUUUGUGAAACACCUGAACGUAGGGAUGCAGGUCGUCCACAAGCUGAUGACCUCCAUUGUCCUGAAAGGGACCCAACGCCCAGCCGGUAAGCGAGGCCCAGCGGGGUGGGGCCCAGAGUCUGAGGGAUACCUCGCCGUGGUCUACAAUCCCCUGGCCUGGACUGUCACCACUAUUGUCAACCUGACUCUGGGCUUCUCCACGGUCAACGUCACGGAUGAGACAGGCCGCCCCGUCAGCACACAGGUCCAGAAAUCGAAGGAGCUGCCAUCUAAAUAUGUCCUGUAUAUGCUGACCACGAUCCCAGGCCUCAGUUACCGACGCUAUUGUAUCAGGCCCACCAAGGAGGACCAGGAGCACGGUCAAAUAACACGCAUCACCAUGCCUGUCCCUUCCAGGUUUCCCCUCAGGCGAAGGGGACGCCCGAGGCCCAGCUGCAUGGGCCUGGUGUCUGUUACGAACGAGUGCUACACUGUCUUUCUCGACCAGGAUACCAACCUGAUGCACAGCAUCUGGGACAGACAGAGCGGCCAGACAGUCCUCGUGGACCAGGAGUUCCUGGAGUAUGAGGUCCACGGCAAUAUAGAUCGUGGCCCCGUUUCUGAUAACUAUAAGUUUCGGCCUAAACACCGCGCAAAACCGCUGUGGGAGGUGGUGAGAAUGGAGGUCGUGCGCGGGCACCUGGUGACGGAGAUCCGGCAGUACUUCUACAGGACGGUAAAAGCCAAGAAUUACUCCUACGCCAUCUACACCCGCCUGGCCCACGUGCCCCGGGGCCGUGACCAGGAGCUGCUCUGCCAUCGCAUAGAGCAGGAGUACUGGGUGGGCCCCUUGGAGCGGAACCAGGAGGUCAUCCUGAGGACCAGAACCGAUCUGCGCAGCGGGCAGGUGCUCCACUCGGACAGCAACGGCUACCAGAUGCAGCGGAGGCCCCACCGGACCUUCGCCACCAACAGCAUCGCUCGGAACUACUACCCCAUGGUUCAGUCGGCCUACAUCGAGGACCAGAGGAGCAGGCUGGUGCUGCUGUCGGAGCAGGCACACGGUGUCUCCAGCCAGGGCGAAGGGCAGGUGGAGGUCAUGCUGAACCGGCGACUCUGGAACAACCUGACGCUUUCUCUGCUGUACAAUCUCACGCUGAACGAGGUCUCGACCAUUCACCCGGUGUUCUGGCUCCUGCUGGGACCCCAGAAAGAGAUGACCUCCCUGCGCCCGAGGGCUGGGCUGGCCCUGCAGCACCGGCCUGUGGUGGUGUUGGCCAACCUGAGCAGUGAGGAGCCGAGGGGCCAGGGAGGCCCUGGGGCGGAGGCUGUGACGCUGCCCCCAAGUCUCCACCUGCAGAUCCUGAGCAUCCCCGGCUGGAACUACAGUUCCAACCACACGGAGCAUCUGCGGAAUCUCCACAAAGGCCGCCACAGGAAGCCCAAGGCCGACCUCCGCCGCGUCCUGCUGCGGCUGCACCACCUGUACGAGGUGGGGGAGCACCCAUCCCUGUCUCGGCCGGUGAGGGUGAAUCUGAAGGCCCUGCUGCGGGGGCUGGGCCCCGUGGUGGCUGUGGAGGAGCGCUCCCUCACGGGGACCUGGAACGUGAGCGAGCUGGAGCGCUGGAGGUGGAGGACGAAGGACAGAGGCGGCUCCAGGCCCCCAGGCCCCCAAGGCCCUGUCGUCACCAUCCGCCCGAAGGAAAUCCGGACAUUCUUCAUCCACUUUGGAAAGCAGUGA
Messenger RNA from Molossus molossus (Pallas's mastiff bat), 2991 nucleotides. RefSeq names its product mannosidase alpha class 2B member 2 (gene MAN2B2). Gene Ontology annotation, biological process: mannose metabolic process. Gene Ontology annotation, molecular function: alpha-mannosidase activity; carbohydrate binding. The record is from RefSeq and is a predicted model, not a curated record. NCBI's taxonomy places the organism in Eukaryota, Metazoa, Chordata, Mammalia, Chiroptera, Molossidae. Gene Ontology annotation, cellular component: lysosome. The transcript has 19 exons. Bases 1 to 2991 code for a protein of 996 amino acids.